Messenger RNA from Bipolaris maydis ATCC 48331, 495 nucleotides. Lineage: Eukaryota; Fungi; Ascomycota; Dothideomycetes; Pleosporales; Pleosporaceae. The record is from RefSeq and is a predicted model, not a curated record.
AAGGUUUAACCGAUAGUAUAAGAACAAUCAAUUCUAUGUGCGAUAGAAUAACUAAGUAUCAAUCUGUGUAAGAGAAGAACUUAUGAGAGUUGACCACAACGAAUGUAAUAAUGAAAUCCAACCCAUUCUUAUAUCUAUUGCCUUUGGUCCUGCCAUCCCAUCUUGGCGGGAUGGUUGUGAUGGCGCUGCCAUCCCUAUAUGCACUGCCAUCCCGGAUGGCCAGCCUUGGCGGGAUGUCACAUCACGUGACUCCAAGCACCGCGAUGAUCAUUACCUUCUGACUGUCAGGCGCUGCGCUGACUAUGUAUACUAUCCUGAGAGAAUCCUUCUUGUUACUUGUAACACUUCUAUACCGCUAGUAGUAUGGAAUAAGAGUGGGAUUUUAAUCGACUUUGGAUUCAGCGUUUUCUUAAGCGUUUUUCUUUCUGCGUUAUAGUGCCUGCAGUAUAGAAGAAGGUGUUCUGCUGUCUGUGGUCUCCCACAGCUACAGAGGUC